AUGGGAUCCCACAUAGCGGAACUAUUUACUGAAAUUGACAAACUCCGUGUUCAACUACUGAACAAUGCUGAGGUAAUGGCGGACUGCCAGCGUGUCCAGGAAGGAAUAAGCAACAAUGUCAUUUUCACCCGCAUUGAAAACAUAAUUCUGGGAAUAGUGACCAGUCUGUCUAAAGAUGAGGCCCCUGUCCUGGCACUGCCCAACAGAUCCAGCUGGGCCAACAUCAGUUUUGACAGUGCCGUCGGGCUUCAAAUGAGUUCAGAAAGCUCUGUCACCACCAUUAGGAGCGACUGUCCUAUGUCUGUCACUAAAUUUGCACAAAUUCUCAAGAUUCUCUCAGUCAUCUACAGACUUGUGCAGAGUAACUCAUAUGCUACAAAAAGAGACAUCUACUACAACAAUACACAGCUGUUUGGUUCACAGAAAAUUGUGGAUAGUAUCGUGGAUGAUAUCUGCUGCUUGCUAAAGGUUCCUCGAAGAUCACUGCAUGUGUUGGCCACGUCCAAGGGAUUAAUAUCAGGUGAUCUGUGUUACAUGGAGGAGGAUGGCACAAGGAUUGACUGCCACUCCAGCUCUGCUGCUGUUGCAGUUUCCUCAAACAUUGAUGGGAUUAGAGAUAUUGUAUCGUCUGCAAAAUUUGUCAUGAUAGUUGAGAAGGAUGCAACAUUUCAGAGACUGCUAGAUGACAACUUCUGCACAAAGCUCUCUCCUUGCAUCAUAAUAACAGGCAAAGGCGUGCCAGAUGUGAACAGCAGGUUGAUGGUGAGAAAACUCUGGGACACGCUGCACAUCCCCAUCUUCGCCCUGGUGGAUGCUGACCCUCAUGGCAUUGAGAUCAUGUGUAUCUACAAGUACGGAUCAGUGGCCAUGUCGUUUGAGGCCCACAGUCUGACCGUCCCCAGCGUUAUGUGGCUAGGCCUCCUCCCCUCUGACCUCCAGAGAUUGCGGGUUCCAGAGGUCGCCCUGAUCCCCCUCACCAAGAGAGAUGAAAGCAAACUCAACAGCCUCCUUGAAAGGCCGUACUUAACUAGUCAACCGGAGUGGCAGAAAGAGAUGGAGCUCAUGAAGCAGAGUAAGGUCAAGGCUGAAAUACAGUCCCUGGCAGCCAUAGCUCCUGAUUUCCUCACCAGCAUCUACCUGCCCAAUAAGCUGCGUUUUGGAGGCUGGGUAUGAACGCAAUGAUGCCACCUAGUGGAAUAAAAAGUUAACAGUUCAAACUGGUUGCAAAACUAAAGAAAGAUCUUCUAUGUAACGGUCCUGCCUAAC
Scomber japonicus (chub mackerel) is the source of this 1266-nucleotide messenger RNA. RefSeq names its product SPO11 initiator of meiotic double stranded breaks (gene spo11). NCBI's taxonomy places the organism in Eukaryota, Metazoa, Chordata, Actinopteri, Scombriformes, Scombridae. Gene Ontology annotation, biological process: meiotic DNA double-strand break processing; reciprocal meiotic recombination; meiotic DNA double-strand break formation. Gene Ontology annotation, cellular component: nuclear chromosome. The record is from RefSeq and is a predicted model, not a curated record. The transcript has 13 exons. The coding region runs from base 1 to 1173 and encodes 390 amino acids. Gene Ontology annotation, molecular function: DNA topoisomerase type II (double strand cut, ATP-hydrolyzing) activity; ATP binding; DNA binding.